This is a messenger RNA of Helianthus annuus (common sunflower), 789 nucleotides long. RefSeq lists its product as uncharacterized. Bases 1 to 789 code for a protein of 262 amino acids. The transcript is spliced from 2 exons. The record is from RefSeq and is a predicted model, not a curated record. NCBI's taxonomy places the organism in Eukaryota, Viridiplantae, Streptophyta, Magnoliopsida, Asterales, Asteraceae.
AUGACAACCCUAGCCACUACCUCUAAUCCUCCAAAGGAGAAUCCGAUCACUUUUCAGUACCCUACACUCACCUCUACGAAUUACACUACCUGGUCUAUUAAGAUGGAAGCGAUUUUGGAUGCCCAAGGAUUAUGGGAUUCAAUCGAGCCGCAAACCGGUGUGGUUCCUGAUGAAAAGAAAAGUAAACAGGCUCGAGCUUUCAUUUUUCAGGCGAUACCAGAAGAGAUUUUGAUGCAGGUUGCGAAGAAGAAGACUGCCAAGGAGGUUUGGGAGUCUUUAAAAACGAGAUUUGUAGGAGCUGAAAGGGUGCAGAAGGCCAGAUUGCAUACGCUGAAAAGUGAAUUUGAAGCUUUACGUAUGAAGGACGGUGAGACCAUCGAUGAGUAUGCAGGAAAGCUCUCCGGGAUGAUAUCGAAAUAUAAUAGUGUUGGUGCAACACUUUCAGAUAAGGAUUUGGUUAGUAAGUUGUUAGACACGGCAACAGAGAAGUUUAUACACCUUGUAGCCUCAAUGGAGCAAUACUCGGACAUUGAAACGAUGCCAUUUGAAGAGGCUAUAGGACGUUUAAAGGCAUAUGAGGACCGGCUGAGAUUGAGAAAAGGAAACGUUACUGGAGAAAGUACUCUGUUACUUACCAAGACAGAUGUGCAGGCAAGUAAUAAAGGAUCGGGUAGAUCAAGUUCAGAAGGAAAUCGAGGCCGCGGUUGGAAUAGUGACAGAGGUGGUAGAAGCGGGUCACGAGGUGGUCGUGGUUCCGGUAGAGGUCGGGGUGGUCGAAAUGGAGAAUGA